ACUUUUGGUCAUUCGUCAGUGAACCGUCGUGCAGCUCGAAACGCGACGCGAUCCGUUGGAUAUAAGUAUACUGUCCAAACAAAUACAUAAACUCGAUUCUUCUUCGCCGAAGAACGAACGUUUUCCUUACGUCUUUGUGUGUGUGUGCGUGUGUACGGUGCGUUGCGUUGCGGUGUACGUGUUACCAUUUGCAUUUUGGCUUUUUAGUUUUUUAGUUUUGUUAACUAUUCAGCUUAUUAACUCGCUUUUCGUUCCAUUUCGCCGCGUUGCAUUUUGGCCAGCGAUUGCAUUUCUCGGUUUCGUUUUUGGAUCGGCUUUCGUUGUUUUUUGGAUAUGGGGGGGGCCUUAAAAUAGCCUUUUGCCGUAAUUACUGGGCUGGCCGCAAGAAAACGUGUUUGUGUCUAAACUACAGUUACAACCAGAGCAGCAGUUGCUGCAGCUGCAUUUCACUCAAAAGUGUUUGCCGAAAUCGAAAAUAAGAAAGAAAAUAUAGAGUUUUCGAUAAAAAGAGAAAAAGAAAACGACACUCGGUCAGUGCGUUAUUCUUCUAUUUGUUCGCCAGUUAACAUUGUGCUCAUAAUUUAUUGUACCCAGCGAUAUGCAAAUAGAAAGCAACAAAUCUGUUCAGCAAGUGGAAUAUUUCAACGUUUAAUUUGGGCCCCAAAACACCAAACAAGUUACCCAAGAAACAGAAUUGGAACUCACUCCGCGGCAUUUUCCCUUGAAAGACAAUAACAAAAAGGCAGCAAAACCAACGAAAACCAUUGAACAAAACGGCCAAGACACUGAGAUUAAGCAGGCAGCAGGCGGUUUUCAGCUGAUGAGCAACAAAGGACAGAGUGCAUCGGAGCCAUUAAUUUAAAUUGGGUAUUAUGAGCGCACUAGCAACAAGGACAGAAAGCUCAUGUACGACAAGUCCAAGAAAUCGUGGAGUCAGCGGCUCAAGACGCUCGGCAGCGGUGAUUCCGUGGACAAGAACGCUUCGCUAGCCGCCGUCAGCGGGAUGCAGGCCAUGCAGCAGUUGCAGCUGCACAUGCAGCAACAGCAGCAGCAUCAGUUGCAGCAGCACCAUCACCAGCAGCAGCAGCAGCAGCAGCAACUUUUGACCCACCAUGGCCACCACCAGAUGGUGACCGCUUACCAAUUGCCACCGGUGCCCGCCGCCGAAUUCCUGCCCAGCGCUCUGUCACGUUCGAUGAAGUACGCGGAGCCAUGGAUCUACGGCACGGUGCGCGGCAUUCCGGCCCGCCCCUCCUACGGCUACCAUCCCCAUGCGGCGGCGAUUUUCGCGGCAGCGGAGGGCAUGCCCGGCUCAACCGCCCUGGCCGUGGUGAUCUGCUCCUGUGCCGAGUACUUGAACGGCACGAAGCGCGACGUGAAGAAGGCCAGUGUGUGCAAGAAGUGCAAGGGGUCACGCCUGCCGCUGGCCACCAUUGGCGGCGGCACUGGGGGCACAGUGCGUCUGCCGGCUGUCAGCGGGGCCGGGAACGCCCGACGACCCACCAUGGCGGCCACCAUGCGGGUGGUGAGUGCCACCAAGAAGUCACGUCCCUCCAUUCUGGAUCCGCAGAAGGAUCCCUACGACCUGAUGCGACGCACGCGUCUGCUGUCGCCGGAGCCGAGCUCCAAGGAUGCGGAUGGCAAGUCACGUAGUCGCAGUGAGGCGGGGGUGAAUCAGCAGUCCAGGGGUCGUACUCGCACACGGGCUCCUGCCCCACCGGCCCCCACUAACCAGAAAUCUCCAGCAGCAGCAGCAGCAGCAGCAGCGGCUACAACAGCUGAUGCCACGGAUUGCUGGCUCAUGGAGGACAAUGAGUCGCUGCUCCAGAGCAGCGGUUUGGCCUCAUCGAGGGCCUCCAGUCGGCGGUCCAUACUGCGCUGCCACGUCAAUCCCUAUGACCUGAUCUCAAGCGAAAGUGUUAAGCUGCCGAAUGACCUGAGGAAGCCCCAUGAUCACUUCAAUGUGGCCGAUGCCCAGCUCAAUGAUGACCAACUGGAGCGAAGGCGAAGCAGCAGCAGCAAGUUUUACAGCGGCAAUGUCACGGCCAUUGCGGGGCAAAGGAUAAUCCUGGGUGAUAAAUCCGGCGAUAGCUCCGAUCCAGGUGACAGCUAUGAGCGAAUUAUAGUGCUCUCUGGUGGCGAACCGACAUCUAAUGGACCGCGACGACCGCCGCGCAAUAAAAAGGCGGAUGAGCCUGCGGAAACAGCCACAGCAGCAACACCAGCAACAGCAAUCACAGUUAAGCCCAAGGCAGUGGCUCCCAUUGAAGGGGAAAAACCAGUGGAGAACAGUGAUUCCACUUACACAGUGCUCACUGUGACGCCCACUUCGCCAGCCAUCAAGUCGAUUUUAAAGCGCCCCUCGACUCUGGAGUUGCCUGGCGUUGCAGUGGGCACAGCCACCACCACAGCUCCGUUGCCACUUCCUCUCCAGACGAGUGACAAUUCUGGCCCCGUGACGCCUGCGGGCAAGUCACAGUUCUAUAUACCAACGCCGACGGGGACAACUGCCACGCCCACGACCCACAGCACGCCCAUGGCCACAUCAACACCUACACCUACACCCUUGGCAGCCGUUGCAACAGCAGCAGCAGCAGCAAUCACGCCGGGUUCACGCAAAAAAGUGCAAUUUAUGGUCGAGGAUAAAAUCAUAGCCACGACUGCGACUGCGACUGCAACAGCGACAGCGGCGACAACUGAUGACAGCGAUGCCAGUGUGGCAGCAACGAAAACAAACUACGAAUACUACAAUCGCAAGCGAAAUGCAGCAGCAGCGGCAGUAGCAGCAGGAACAACAGCAGCAACAGCAACAGCGACAGCAGCAACAUUAACGGAUCAGCAGGAGGCAACGCUAUUUGCGGCUGACGUUGAUGACGAGCAUAACUUUACAACUUCCGCUGAGGCAACUCCGUUCAUAAAGCCGGAUAGUUUGCAUUAUGAAGAUGUUCUGCCGGGUCCCCAAAUAUUUGACAGCAACGAAAAGCCAGCUGGCGGCGAGUCCUCGUCCUCGUCCACGUCCACGUCCACGUCCACGUCCACAUCCUCCAAAUUAUUACUGCCAGCGGAUGGGUCGCCGCAUGUCACUGCGAAUCCUGUCAGCGUUUUACCAACUGGCACAUCAAAUGGAGUGGGAGUUGCAGGAGGAGCAACACUACCAGCAACACUAUCAGCAGCAGUACCAGCAACACCAGCAACACCAGCAACACCAACAGCAACACCAACAGCAACAGCAACCCAAAAGACAGCAGCAAAUCGCGAUUAUGACGAUGAUGACGAGCACAACGACAAGGAUGAGAGUCACGACAACAAGCCCACAGACUUUACUGAAAGGGAGCGAAAGGAUAAGGACAAGGACAAGGACGAGGAUGAGGGAACAAGGAUCUGGAACUGGGAGAAACUGAUGCUGGAGAAGAAGGAGGAUGGCGUUGCCAAGCCUGCGGCAAGUCAAAAGCGUGCAGCACAAACGACACAAUCGCGAAAUCCCAUCAGACGGGCGCACAGUGAGCGGCAUUUGUCGACCGCGCCCUCUGUUGCCACCGCCCCCUCAUCCACCCCCCCUGGCCACGCCCACCCGAGAAACUGCCACUCCAUACCAACAACUCCAGGCAGUGGCUGGGUGCCGUCACAGCAGAAUGUCAUUUUAAAUUUUAAGGACACAAUGGCGCUGCGCAUAAAAAGCAACCGCAGCGACUCGAGAGAUUUAUUUCAAAGGCGACCGAAGGAGCCGCCACCACCGCCCCCAAAAGGGGGAGUGGCUAGCAAAGGAUUAGAGCCGCCUCAGCCGCACGAAAUCAAUAAGUCGCCCCAGAGGACAGUGGUUCGGGUGGCCCCGUUCAAGCAGCGGGUGGAUAGCUUCACCCACGAGGUGCAUCGACUGAAGAUCUCGCACAGCGAGGAGGAGGUGGAGCUGCGCCGGAGACCCAAUCUCUUCCAGAUCCCAUCGCCCCAUGAAGAGGAUGCGGCUCCCAAGAAGACCUCUAUACUGAUUAGUGGCGAUGAUUGCUACUCCACCAUGAAUCUGAGUGCGGAUGCUGCUCAGCCUUUGUAUCAGUCCUCGGUGGUGGUCAAUAGCCACUCGGCCACCAGUGUGUGCAUCAGUGUGAGCAGUGCCGAGGAGCAGGAACAGGAGCUGAAUCAACUAAACACUCUGCGCAGCCAGCAGCUGGGCCCGGGCAUAGCCAUCAUACCCAUACGCGGAGGCAGCGAGGUGAACCUGCAGCGGUCGGUGUCCUGCAUCUCCUCCACCUCGAGUAGUUCCACCUCGAGCAGCAGCAGCAGCAGUGGCAGGGGCAGGACCUUGAUCCGCCUGGACUACGACAGGGAGCGCAAGGGUUCGGCCACCAGUAGUACGCCCAUCAAUACGCCGCCUGUUAUUAGUUCUACCCCAGCCACUCCACCGCCAGAGGAGCUGGUGCCGCACGAGACCGAGCUCUUGAAGAUCCUGCGCAAUCCCGUGGAGGCAGUGAAACUCAAUUUGGUUCCCCAUGUCUGUGGCCUAAGGGCGCCCUCGCGGGAAAGCGGUAAAACCAAGAAGGGGGAGGAGGUACUAAGUACUGCCCCCACCAAGGAGCCCAAUUUCAUAGCCAAACUCCUGAGGGAUCCCAUGCUGGGCCAGGUGGCCGAUGGCCUGGAAACAGAGACGGUGGCGGAGCUCAUUGAGAACUCGCUGCAGAGAUUGCAGCAAACGCGCCGGGGCAUCGACAUGAGCGGCACCAAAGACCACGAUGACAUGAACCGGCUGAUCAGCGCCUCGCUGCAGCGCAUCCGCCUGGAAAGACAGCCGCAUCCGGUGGCGGCCACACCUGGCAGUGCAACCAAAGAGGAGGACCGCCUGUCCAAUCGGGGCAGCAUCAGUUCCGCCAACAGCUUUGCCUCGGCCCACAACUACGAGCUGUUCGACUUCGACUCCGGAGCAAAUGGCAAUGAGUCGGAUUGCUAUCAGAGCUGCUCCAGCGAGUUGACAGCCUCUGGUGUCCUGGAGGAGGACUCUUUAAAGGAUCCUGAAACCGAACUAGAUCCUGCCACGCGGGCCAAGUUCUAUCAACUGCUGGUGGAUGCCACUUUGGCCGAGAUUGAGCACUCAACGCAUCAGGAUUUGGGCACCGACGCGGAACACCACUACGAAUCGAUUAGGCACAGUGGGGAUCCCAUUUACGAGGAGAUCCACGAGGUGCCCCCGCCUCUGCCACUCUCUGCUCCGCCGCUGAACGAUGCCGAGCUUGAGAAGAAGGCGGCCCGUUCCAUCUUCGAAGGAGCCUCCAAAUAUGAUAUACUCUCCUAUUUGGUGGACGCCAAGGAGCGUGGUUUGGCCCGCGAAGAGAGCUUUGAUUAUGGCAACAAUCCUAAGAUAAUAGAAGAGGAAGCUGCCGAUACUCUAAGUGAUUUGGACAAGCGACAGGCGGAGGAGCGGGAACGGGAGCGGGAUAGUGGACAGAGCAGCAUGAGUUCCCUGUCGCCGCCACCACAUAAUUUCAUAUGCGGCGGAGGAGGAGGAGGAGGAAAGUCCUCUGGCAGCGAUGUGGAACGCCAGGACUCGGGCGUGGGCUCGGAAACUAGUAAAAUCUCCCGUAGCAAGUACCAGGCCACGCCCACCGUACUCCAUCUGUGCGAGGAUUGCGAUGGAGCCGUGGAAAUGCAGGUGGGCGAUGGCGGAGUGCUCUAUGCCCCAUUAGUUUGCCGCAAGUGCGGCAAGAAGCGAGUGGAACGCAAGGAGAUCAUCACCGAGAUCGUGGAGACGGAGGAGAAGUACGGCAGGGAUCUGCAGAUCAUACUGGAGGAGUUCUGCCACCCCAUGCUGGUGGCCGGCCUGCUCACCCAGGAGCAGCUCUCCGCGAUCUUCCUCAACACGGAAGAUCUGCUCGAGAACAACCAGACGCUGGCCGAGCGCAUGCGCGACGCCCUGGACAUGUCGCUGGAGCAGGGCGACGACGACCUGCUCACCGUGAACAUCGGGCGCAUCUUCCUCGACUUCACCCAGAUGCUGCACGCCUUCGAGAGCUACUGCGUCCGCCAGGCGGGCGCCAGUCUGCUGCUGGCCAACCUCGAGAAGGAGAAGGAGCUGCUGCGCAUCUUCCUCAAGGUCUCCCAGAUGGAGAACGCCGUUCUGCGGCGCAUGAACCUCAACUCCUUUUUGAUGGUUCCUGUUCAGCGAGUGACAAAAUACCCUCUCCUCCUGGCCCGUCUUUACAAGGUCACACCCACCCAAGUUGAUGGGCGCGAUCUGCUGAAGCAGGCCCAGGAGAAGAUCGAGCUGCACCUGAACCACAUCAACCAGGAGGCCAAGGAUGUGCCCACCAAGCUGUGGCGCCGCAUCAGCUCCUCCAGCCCGAAUCGACGUGCCUCCUGCGAGAUCGACAUGAUCAACAUCAAGCUGCGCAAAAUGGCCAUCGAUGUCCUGGAGUGGAACCACGACGAGGUGCGGUUCGCCAUGGAGGGACGACUGCUCUACACACAGCCCACGGACAGCAAUUGGAAGAAGGCCCGCACCAUCAAGUUGACUCCCGUCAACGCCUUGUUGGUUACGAAUGGCAAGCCAAGUGCCAAUUACAGGGCAGAGAAGGCCAUGUCGGAAAAACUGAAUUUCCCGAAGCACACGGGCAUCCGCGAGGCCUCGCUGCUUUUGGUGAAGGAGAAGUGCGGACGGUACACGCUGAUCCGGGAGCCGCUCUAUCUGGACAGAUGUGUCGUGUGCAGCGAAGCGGAUUGGGAUGAUUAUUUCGAAGUGCAGGAAAUUUCAUCGAAGGACACAUUCAUAUUCAAAGCGGAGGACGGAGUGCGGACGAAACAAUGGUACACACAGCUGCAAUAUCACGCCCAGGGCAUGGGGGCGUGGCGCAAGAGGCGGAACGCCCUGGCCAACAUCAUGAUCAACGGAAUGCUGGCGAGGAGUUAGCCUAUCCCCAUCGCUAUCCCUAUCUGCAAACCCAAUACCCGCAGGACUCCGGAUACCGAUUAGAAAGGCAAAAAGGACGCAAAACUCAACAAUUGGUUAUGCAUUUAAUGUGUAUUUAUGCGCUAUUAACCAACGAGCAAUUUCUUUUCGUAAUUAUAAUUUAAGUGAUAUACAAUUGAAUCGAGCACGCAUAACGCUAGUUAGUGUUUACAUAAUACCUAUAUCUAUAUCUAUGCCUAUACCUACAACCUACAACCUACAACCUACAACCUAUACCUAUAUAUAUUAUGCAUAACCAAUACGUACACACGAAUACCCUGAAUACAAUGCAAUAAAAUACCAUACAUUAAUUAAAAACUUCUAA
Messenger RNA from Drosophila gunungcola (fruit fly), 7256 nucleotides. It is a transcript of the gene RhoGEF64C, whose product is annotated as serine-rich adhesin for platelets. Gene Ontology annotation, molecular function: guanyl-nucleotide exchange factor activity. The record is from RefSeq and is a predicted model, not a curated record. Gene Ontology annotation, biological process: positive regulation of Rho protein signal transduction. Lineage: Eukaryota; Metazoa; Arthropoda; Insecta; Diptera; Drosophilidae.